Messenger RNA from Plasmodium vinckei vinckei, 342 nucleotides. Its product is annotated as early transcribed membrane protein. The record is from RefSeq and is a predicted model, not a curated record. Lineage: Eukaryota; Apicomplexa; Aconoidasida; Haemosporida; Plasmodiidae. The transcript has a single exon. Bases 1 to 342 code for a protein of 113 amino acids.
AUGAAAUUAACAAAAGCAUUAUAUUUUAUUGCCUUUUUAUUGGCCAUAAACGUAUUCGUCCCAGGAUCUAAUAAUUAUGUUGAAGCUAAACCAAAUCCAAAAGGCGGUAACUCCCUUGCUAACAAAAUUAAAAAUAACAAAGCUGCACUUAUAUCUACAAUACUCGCAACAUUAGCAAUAGCAGCAGCUGGUACCACUUUUGGUGUAAUGCAUUUAAAAAAUAAAGGAAACUCUAAAAAAAAAACAGCAGGAGGGAAUAAUGGUACAGAACCAAGCUCAGAAUAUAUUAAAAGACAAACAAUACAUGAUUAUGAUCCAAAAAUGUAUUUAAAAAUCUACUAA